Molecule: messenger RNA, 480 nt
Organism: Daucus carota subsp. sativus
Lineage: Eukaryota; Viridiplantae; Streptophyta; Magnoliopsida; Apiales; Apiaceae
Exons: 2
Coding region: 106-351 (81 amino acids)
Source: RefSeq, a predicted model, not a curated record
UAUAAUAUAAAUUCAUAAUAUAAUAAUGUCAAUAUUGAAUGCCGGCUAACCCGACUCCAAAUCCAUAUCUCUGGCCCUAAUUUGAUUAUCCAAUUGAUACAUACAAUGCCAAUUUCGUUGAUGAAUUUCGGUCGUUCUUUGCCUUUUUCUACCGUUUUCAGGCAGCUAGAGCAGCAAAUUGAGACUGUAGUUAAAGUACUGAAACCAGGCCCUUUGGGGAUCACCGAACACAAGUUUUCUGCUGAGGAGAUAGACAAGGCAAAUGCUACAGUUAAGAGGGCAGUGGAGAAUUGGCAAAGAAAUGCAGUCAUGGAACGGAAUAGUCCAUUUUUGAAAGAUUUUAUUAACUGACUGAUAAAUAAUUGUUUUUUUCAAAUUUUUUUACUAGUUUUUUUAAUCAGAAACAAAUUGUGUAAUAACUAAAAAAUUAGACUCUUACGGUGUAUUUGCUUUUGGUACCUAUUCUUAUUUACACAGUUA